This is a messenger RNA of Aphanomyces astaci, 588 nucleotides long. RefSeq lists its product as hypothetical. Lineage: Eukaryota; Oomycota; Saprolegniomycetes; Saprolegniales; Verrucalvaceae. The coding region runs from base 1 to 588 and encodes 195 amino acids. The transcript has 2 exons. The record is from RefSeq and is a predicted model, not a curated record.
AUGGAUUUGUCGUCAUCGUCGUUAGCGUGGGACGGCACGUGGCGCUUUCACAGCCCAGCAUUCCAAGUCGAUUCCUCUGGCUUGAUGACAAGUGUGCUGACUGUAGUGCGAAGUCUGAGCAUGGGACUUGGGUUUCACCUGGUGCUGUCGCCCCCUUCCCUUUUUGUUCGAUCGGAAUUGGCGCUGUUCUCUACGAUUUGGUCCGAGUUUGUCCUGGACGGCAAGCCGCGGGUGCUGCGGGUGUUUCCCAAUGGCGAGUCCACCAUGUCGAAUGCCGGCGGUCUCAUGUAUGGAGAUUACAUGGGGUUUACCAUCGAUGCCAACCGCACCCUGUGUGUGGACGUGGUUUGCUGGCCAGUCCAGGGCGGUACCGCCUCGUGUUAUGUCAUUCGACUGGUGCUCCGCCGGUCCCUUCCCCAUUUCCUGCAAAUCAGCGCCACCGUGCAAGUUACCCAUAAGGUCACGGACCAAAUCACGUGGAACAUGACAGCUGCGGAACGUAUGGACGUGCUGCGUCGGUACACGCUCGCAACGGUGUUGGUCGUGGAGGUUGGGUACACUCGAGCUUUGUUACCACAAGAAGGCUAG